Messenger RNA from Orbilia oligospora ATCC 24927, 2616 nucleotides. RefSeq lists its product as uncharacterized. Gene Ontology annotation, molecular function: beta-glucosidase activity. The record is from RefSeq and is a predicted model, not a curated record. NCBI's taxonomy places the organism in Eukaryota, Fungi, Ascomycota, Orbiliomycetes, Orbiliales, Orbiliaceae. The transcript has 20 exons. Bases 1 to 2616 code for a protein of 871 amino acids. Gene Ontology annotation, biological process: glucan catabolic process.
AUGCCACCCAGCAAAGUCUCCGUGCUUGGAAAUGCUAUUCUGUUCCUCUCAGCCCUAACGGGCGCCCAAGAAUCGGAAAUUCCGACCUUCGAACAUCACUCGCCGCCAGCAUAUCCACCCCCAAUCGGAACUGGGGAUGGUUUCCCAGAAUGGAGCGAGGCGUAUUCAAAGGCGCAAGCCGUCGUUGCACAAAUGACUAUCGCAGAGAAAGUAAACUUGACUUCCGGUGUCGGCUGGGAAGGUGAACAGUGCGUAGGAAACACUGGUGGCGUUCCUAGACUUGGUAUCAGGGGUCUAUGUCUUCAGGACAGUCCUCUUGGCAUUCGAUUUGGACAGUACUCCUCGGCUUUUCCUGCCGGUGUGACAAUUGCAGCUACAUGGGAUGACGACCUAGCAUACGCUCGAGGGUUCGCCAUGGGCGUGGAGCACCGUGGCAAGGGGGUUGACGUCCAGCUCGGCCCUGUCUCUGGGCCCUUGGGAUUAUUCCCGGAAGGCGGUAGGAACUGGGAGGGUGGAGGCUCAGACCCAUACUUGAGCGGAAUUGGUCUUGCAUCCGCAGUUCGAGGCAUCCAGGAUGCAGGGGUUAUUGCAUGCGCGAAGCAUUUUAUCGCUAAUGAACAAGAACAUUAUCGACAACGUGGGGAAAACGCAAUCGCAAUCAAUGAGAGUAUCAGUUCCAAUGUCGAUGAUCGUACGAUGCAUGAGGUGUACGCCUGGCCCUUCGCUGACGCGGUCAAGGCUGGCGUCGGAUCCAUUAUGUGCUCUUACAACCAGAUCAACAACUCCUAUGGUUGCCAAAACAGCGAAUUGAUGAACGGUAUCCUGAAAAAUGAACUUGGAUUCCAAGGUUUCGUUGUGUCUGAUUGGCAAGCUCAGCACGGCGGCGUUGCAACUGCUUUGGCUGGUCUUGGUGACCAGAAUUUCUACUCCGCAAACUCGUACUGGGCCUCUAACUUGACUGGUGCCGUCAUUAAUGGGAGUGUUCCAAUAUGGAGGUUGGAUGAUAUGGCAACCCGCAUUAUGGCCUCUUUUUACAAAGUUGGUCUUGACAAGGACAGAGUUGAGGUAAACCUCGACUCCUGGUCCACCGAUGUUUACGGAUACAGACAUUACUUUGCCCAAGAAGGAUACGGACUCAUCAACGGAAACGUUGAUGUUCGUGGAAACCAUGCCACCCUUAUUCGUGAAAUUGCUGCCAAGGGAACUGUCAUCCUCAAGAACGUCGCCAAUGCACUUCCACUCCAAAAGCCUAGGCAAAUUGCCGUCUUUGGGUCUGAUGCUACUGAUAACCCGAGAGGUCCAAAUGGAUGUCCUGACCGUGCCUGUGCCGACGGUACAGUUGCUAUGGGAUGGGGUUCCGGCACGGCCAACUUUCCAUAUUUGAUCUCUCCACUAUCUGCGUUACAAAAUAAAGCUAUCGCCGACAAUACUGUUAUUCAAUGGGUUGUUGAUGAUUACGCCACUGGACACAUGAAACAAACUGCCACCCAGGCUACCGUAUGUCUCGUCUUCGUCAAGGCACAAGCUGGAGAAGGUUUCGUCGGCGUCGAUGGAAACCAAGGUGAUCGCAAGAACCUUACUCUCUGGUCUAACGGAGAGGAAGUCAUCAGCACUGUCGCUGCGAAUUGCAACAAUACCAUUGUCACUAUCCAUUCCCCAGGACCAGUGACACUGGAAGAAUGGAUCGAACACCCCAACGUUACCGCUGUCGUCUACGCUGGUCUCCCCGGCCAAGAGAGUGGAAACUCCAUUGUUGAUGUUCUCUACGGUUUAGUCGAGCCCGGCCGUCUUCCAUUCACUAUCGCAAAGAAUGCCAAAGACUACGGUGUUAGCCUCAUGUACGAGCCUGAUAACACCUACGCACCCCAGCAGGACUUGGGCGGUCUCCUAAUUGAUCACCGCUACUUCGACAAGCACAACAUCGAACCCCGCUUUGAAUUUGGCUUCGGUCUCUCCUAUACAACAUGGAAAUACCACAAAAUCGUGGUCCGCAAGACAAACGCUGGUCCUUACGUUCCAUCCAGCGGUCGUACCCCAGCCGCAAAGACCACGAAGGUCACCGAAUCCGCCGAAUCUCUCCUCUUCCCUGCCGGUUUCACCAAAGUCCGAUUCUACAACUACCCAUGGUUCAACAGUACCAGCGACGUCAAACGAGACGGCGAAAACGGCCCCUCUGACGCCUACGAUCCAAAUGGUACUGCCACCCGUCCAGCCGGUGGUGCACCAGGUGGUAACCCAGGUCUCUACGACAUCCUCUACGAAGUCAACGUCACCCUUUCCAACACCGGAAAACGUAACGGUGAGGAAGUAGUCCAACUUUACAUUUCACAAGGUGAAUCGGACGAUCCAGUCCGUGUUCUCCGUGGAUUCCGAAGAGUCUCCGUCAAUGCUGGAAAAUCUACUACCAUAACAUUUACCCUCACUCGAAGGGAUAUCUCUCGUUGGGAUACUACUACUCAGAAUUGGGUUGUCAGCCCGGCCGAGAAGAUGGUAUUCGUUGGAAGGAGUUCCAGAGAUCUACCACUUGUUGCAAAGUUGAACGGUGGAAAGAAGUCUAUCGGGUACAGUAAGAACAAACCCGGCAGACAGGGCCACGGAAUGAAGACCUUCAUGUAA